Amyelois transitella is the source of this 2659-nucleotide messenger RNA. RefSeq names its product zinc finger protein ZFP2. The transcript has 15 exons. Gene Ontology annotation, molecular function: zinc ion binding. NCBI's taxonomy places the organism in Eukaryota, Metazoa, Arthropoda, Insecta, Lepidoptera, Pyralidae. Bases 123 to 2021 code for a protein of 632 amino acids. The record is from RefSeq and is a predicted model, not a curated record. Gene Ontology annotation, cellular component: nucleus.
AAAGACAGGAUUUCUUUCUUGUUUAUUUUACCGUAUCUUAAUAAAGUAAACAUAAUAUAUUUUUACUGUUUUGAUUCUACGAAAAAAUAGUCUGGAUUAUGAGCUCUACCUAAACUAAUGAAAUGGAAAUACUGUGCCGAUCCUGUCUACUGGCAGAACAAGAUAUGGUUGCGCUAGAUGAGUCCUGUGUGACUAGUUAUAACUUAUUGACCAACUUACAGAUUGUUUUAGGCGAUGAGAUGCCACAAAAUAUUUGCCAGAAUUGUUUUAAUAUGAUUAAAGUUUUUAUGGACUUCCGGCAAAAGGCAAUUGUGUCUGAGACAACAUUACGAAAUAUCAAGGAGAAUGAACUUAACAAUUUUUGUGACAAAGAAGAAAAUGUUGAGAGUGAAUGUAUUAGAAUUGAGUCACUUGACGACGAUCAUGAUGACGCUUUGACGUAUGAGACGAUUUACUCUGGAGAUAAUGAGGAAAUAUGUUUUAAAUCUACAUAUAAAUUGAGUGACGUAAAAAAGGAACAUGUACAGAUGUUGCAGUGCGGAUUAUGUAAAAAAUAUAUUCCUAAUAGUGAUGCACUUGAAGAUCAUUUGAAAGAACACAAAAGGGGAGGAAAGUGUAAACUGUGUUUUGAAAAUAUAAAAAUAACAGAGUUAUAUGCGCAUACGCUUGCACACCACCAAUUUUCUAUGGACGUAAAACAAGAAUCAAACACAUAUCCAGUAAUAAAAUUGGAGACUUUAAACAGUGUAAAGACACGUUCAACAGUCAAAGUUAAAAGAAAACUUAAAAAUGCGAAUGGGUGCAUAAAACGGAACGAAGUAGCAUCAGAAUCUCCGAUACUGAACUGUGGACUGUGCCGUCUGAAGUUUGAUGACAAAGAUCUCCUGUUGAACCAUUUGGAGAACCAUAAGACCGAGGGCAUCUCAAUUUGUGAAAUAUGUCAAGAAUUUUGCAACAGUUGGCCGCAGCUAUUGGGACACAGAGUGUUACAUUUGCCUCCGACCCAAAGAAGUUGCCAUUUAUGUGACCGUCGAUUCAGAACGCAGAACAAUUUGGAGUUCCACUACAGAAGGAUGCAUUAUGAUGGUGAGGAUAAAAAUUUGAAAUGUAAGCACUGCCUCCGAUCCUACGGCAGUCCUAGGAAAUUGACGAAGCACUUGAAUUCUGUGCACGCGCCCAAGAGAUACUUCUGUGAUCACUGUUCUAAAGGAUUCAUAAAUAAAAGUAAUCUGCGUUCUCAUCUAGCGUCGCACGGACAAGGGAAACGAUAUAUGUGCGAUGAAUGCGAUUUCUCCUCAAAACUGCGACAAGGUUUGAAGCACCACAAAUUGAGAAAACACCAACCGGUCAAGUUCACGUGCAAAAUGUGCAGCAAAAUAUUCAUAGACAAAACUAAAUACGAAGAGCACGUUUGCAAAUCCAACGGCGGUGUUUGUCCCUUGUGCGGGAAGGUGUUCAACAACAAGAAGUCACUCACGCGCCACUCUCACAGUCACGACGCCGAGCCGCGAUACAAGUGUGGGAGGUGCGCAGCCGCAUAUCGCAGCCGCAACGCGCUCAGAGUGCACAUUGAUAGACACGACGGUGUUAAGAAACAGAGAUGCGAGUUCUGCGGUGCGAGAUUCUAUUCUUACACUGUUCUGUUGAAACAUAGGCGUGUGCACACAGGUGUUCGUCACGACGCCGAGCCGCGGUACAAGUGUGGGCGAUGCGCAGCCGCAUAUCGCAGCCGCAACGCGCUCAGAGUGCACAUUGAUAGACACGACGGUGUUAAGAAACAGAGAUGCGAGUACUGCGGUGCGAGAUUCUAUUCUUACACUGUUCUGUUGAAACAUAGGCGUGUGCACACAGGUGAAAAACCGUAUGUAUGCAAGAUUUGCAGCAGAGGUUUCACGGGGAACCACAAUCUCAAAGUCCACAUGCGAAUUCAUGGAGAAGACGUUAUCGUUAAGAGGAACAAAGUCGCGGACGAUUCCAAGCCAGCAAACGUACUGGAAUCCUCCGUGGCUUUGAUAAAAUAGGCUGUAUAAAUAAAAAGCGCAUCACACUGUCAUAUUUAUAACUCUCUUUGUGCAAGCUCGGCGGUUUCGGGUACUCUUGACAUGAUGACCAUUCGCCUUAUUUUUGAACUAGCCGUGCCCGCGACUUCGUCCGCGUGGAAUAGUUAUUUUGGGCAUCAUUGAAGCCCUCAAGGAUGAAUAAUUUACCCCGUUUUAUGUUUUAACAUUUUCCAUUAUUUCGUCGCUCCUAAUAGUUGCAGCGUGAUGUUAUAUAGCCUUAAGCCUUCCUCAAUAAAUGAUCUAUUCAACACAAAAAUAAUUUUCCAAUUCGAACCAGUAGUAUCCGAGAUUAGCGCGUUCAAACAAACAAACAAAAUCUUCGGCGCAGCGUCUGCUAUACUGAAAUAUUUACUUUAUUACCUACUUAAUUUUAGUAAAGCAAUCAUUUGGGAUAAGUUUAAUUGUAUCAUAAAACAAAUUUAUAUUAUAAAAACUUUAUUUAGAAAGACAAUUUACAGCUAAGUACAAAAGUAAAUGUAUCACAUACAAAAAAAGUCUUUGGCAAGUACAGAAAGUACUGAUUUAAGUUUAUUUUACUUUUAUAAAAAGUAUAUAAUAACAUAAAUUGAUUGUUACGUUAAAUUAAAAUUUAAAUAAAA